Cucumis melo (muskmelon) is the source of this 1742-nucleotide messenger RNA. Its product is annotated as histone acetyltransferase of the MYST family 2-like. Gene Ontology annotation, molecular function: histone acetyltransferase activity. Gene Ontology annotation, biological process: regulation of DNA-templated transcription. The record is from RefSeq and is a predicted model, not a curated record. Bases 104 to 1282 code for a protein of 392 amino acids. NCBI's taxonomy places the organism in Eukaryota, Viridiplantae, Streptophyta, Magnoliopsida, Cucurbitales, Cucurbitaceae. The transcript is spliced from 9 exons.
AUUAAAAAAUUAAAUUAAAUAAACGAAAAAUAGGAGGCCCAGGCCGCUGCUGCCUACGACGGUUUCCGUGCUCUGCCUUCGCCUACGAAUCCCCAAGCUCGCGAUGGGAUCCAUAGAUGUCCAAUCAACCAGCGCUGAAAAUGGAUCCGCCCCCGCCUCCUCUGCUGAUGGUCGUCAAAAGUCCCUUCUCACCGACGGUAUGAACCACAUAUCUAACGACCCAGACGGAACGCCCCCUGAUAAGCCUAAGGAGUUGGGCCCGACCAAGAAACGAAUGUCCUCCAUGCUUCCUCUGGAUGUCGGGACCCGUGUCAUGUGCCGCUGGAGGGACGGGAAGUACCAUCCCGUUAAGGUCAUCGAACGUCGCAAGUUGCAAGCAACUGGUUUCAGUGAUUACGAAUACUAUGUCCAUUACACCGAGUUCAAUAGGAGACUUGAUGAGUGGGUGAAGCUUGACCAACUUGAUCUUGAUUCGGUCGAGACGGUUGUUGAUGAGAAAGUCGAGGACAAGGUAACAGGACUGAAGAUGACCCGGCACCAGAAGCGGAAGAUCGACGAAACCCAUGUUGAGGGCCAUGAGGAACUUGAUGCUGCCAGCUUGAGGGAGCAUGAAGAAUUCACGAAAGUGAAAAAUAUUGCAACAAUUGAACUUGGAAGAUAUGAGAUUGAGACAUGGUAUUUCUCCCCAUUUCCACCAGAGUACAAUGACACUACAAAGCUCUAUUUUUGUGAGUUUUGUCUCAACUUCAUGAAGCGCAAAGAACAACUCCAGAGACAUAUGAGGAAGUGUGAUCUGAAGCAUCCUCCUGGUGAUGAAAUAUAUCGAUGCGGUACUUUGUCAAUGUUUGAGGUUGACGGAAAAAAGAACAAGGUUUAUGGGCAGAAUCUGUGUUACUUAGCAAAGUUAUUUCUGGACCACAAGACUCUCUACUAUGAUGUUGACCUUUUUCUGUUUUAUGUCCUGUGUGAGUGUGAUGAUCGAGGGUGUCACAUGGUUGGAUAUUUUUCGAAGGAAAAGCAUUCAGAGGAAUCCUAUAAUUUGGCAUGCAUUCUCACCCUUCCUCCUUAUCAAAGGAAGGGCUACGGGAAGUUCUUAAUAGCAUUUUCUUAUGAACUCUCGAAGAAGGAAGGUAAAGUUGGCACUCCUGAAAGACCUCUUUCAGACCUUGGGUUGGUGAGCUACAGAGGAUACUGGACCAGAGUUCUUUUGGACAUCUUGAAAAAGCACAAAGCCAAUAUCUCUAUCAAGGAUGUACUACUAGCCCUUAGAUUUUGUACCUAAGACUUGGCACAUUGGACGUCCCUUUAUGUCAGGAGCUAAGUGACAUGACAGCUAUCAAGGCCGAAGAUAUUUUGAACACACUUCAAAGCCUGGAGUUGAUACAAUACAGGAAAGGGCAACAUGUUAUAUGUGCCGACCCUAAGGUGCUGGAUCGUCAUCUCAAAGCUGCUGGUCGUGGGGGCCUAGAGGUGGAUGUGAGCAAAUUGAUCUGGACUCCAUACAGAGAACAGGGUUGAUUAUUUAUCAUGUCUGACCAUAACCUAACUCUGCAUGUACAAUAUUAGUGUAGAAUUUAGUAUAAAGCAUAGGCAUUGCCAUUCCUAUCUGAUGAAUGUAAACCUAGAUACAUUGAAGCCUGGAUAAUCAAUGGUGUAUACAUUGAAUUGACAAAUGGUAGAAAUCUAGCUCUUUGUACAUCACUAGUUGCUUGCAAUAUCCUCGAGAAUUCAUCUUUAAUUUA